AUGACAUUGCAAACUCAGUCGUAUAUAUAUAGGACAAGAUCGGUGGCGCGUGAACGCCAGAGGUCUAUGAUCUCUUCAAAGUGUUUGUCACAAACGGUUAAAUGCUCACAAGGAGCUUCUCUAAUUAAUUCUGCGGUGCUUAAAAAGCAUGAACAGCCGUCAGACAAAGCGAACUCUGAAAACCAACAUGUCAAAAAAUCAGAACUCUGUCAAGAUAGUGACGAUUCAUCUGAUGAAGAGGAAGUCGAAGAGGAGAAAGAAAACGAAAAUGAUGGCUCUUUUCUAUUGCAUCAGGGUCAACCUGAAUAUCCCGGUGCUGACAAACAAUACCUAACCUGUGGACUAUAUUCGAUAGAUCUGAAAAUAGAUGAAUUGAGAUCCUCUGGACGAUUCGCAAGAAAGCGUAAACGUAAACUUGGCAAGGAUGGCAACAAAAAGCCAUUAAUGCCAUUGCCCAUUUAUUUUGGCGAAUAUUUGACCAAUAAAGAGCAAGAUUUUGAUAUGCCGUGGGAUAUCGUUGCCGCUUAUCAUAGUGGGUUGAUACAUAGAGAGAAGAGACCAUCGCCAUAUAUUAAGAUUAGAACAAAUAUAUUUAAAGAACGUAAAAGAAAGAAAGACAGCAAGCCGCCAAUUUGUCAGUGUAAACCACCUACUGAUGGCCAUAUGGGCUGCGGAAAAGAUUGUUUAAAUAGAAUAAUGUAUUAUGAAUGCUCUCCCAAGCAUUGCCCGUGUGAUGAAUUAUGUUCUAAUCAACGGUUUCAGAAGGGCCAGAUUGUCAAAGGAUUAAAAGUAUUCUGGACUGGUUAUCGCGGAUUCGGAUUGAUGGCAAUAGAGCCUAUUCGGAAAGGUCAAUUUGUAAUUGAAUAUAGAGGCGAAGUAUUGUCAAGAGAAUCAUGCUUUGCUCGGAUGAAAUCUCGGCCGAAUAGGAAAAACAUGUACUUUCUUGGAUAUAACAACGGUGAGGUUCUGGAUGCAUCUGAGAAAGGAACGGAUGCCAGAUAUAUAAACCAUAGUUGUGCUCCCAAUUGUCAUAUCGAGAAGUGGCGGGCACCAUGUGGAGAACAGUAUGUAGGCGUCUUUGCAUCCCAAGACAUACCACCUGGCUCUGAAUUAUCAUAUGACUACCAGUUUAAAGCAUGUGAUGGUGCAGAAUGUCAACUAUGCCUCUGUGGAGAAGUGAGCUGUCGUGGCAAGAUUGGCACCUCCAAGUCUAAAAUGAACAGUGAUGGCGGAAAAUAA
Paraglomus brasilianum is the source of this 1239-nucleotide messenger RNA. Lineage: Eukaryota; Fungi; Glomeromycota; Glomeromycetes; Paraglomerales; Paraglomeraceae. The record is from the annotation of a GenBank genome assembly.